Molecule: messenger RNA, 241 nt
Organism: Cylicostephanus goldi
Lineage: Eukaryota; Metazoa; Nematoda; Chromadorea; Rhabditida; Strongylidae
Source: the annotation of a GenBank genome assembly
AGAGAUUCGUCAAGUUUGCGAAACAUCGUCCGGCGAUUACCAUCAACUGGGACCUGUUUCUUCGAAGCCGGCUUCUACCGUGAUCAACAACAUUGACGAAGAAUACCAACGUUUCCAACAUUUCCACAAUUGCGCUGAGGAAGCCGAGAGUCCUAGAAAGUACAGAAAAACGUCUUUCACCGGAGACUUUGGAGCUGAUGCCAAAGUGAACGAGCACGAGCCACAGGUAAUUACCGACUAA